Molecule: messenger RNA, 2994 nt
Organism: Seriola dumerili (greater amberjack)
Lineage: Eukaryota; Metazoa; Chordata; Actinopteri; Carangiformes; Carangidae
Gene: oscp1b
Product: organic solute carrier partner 1
Exons: 11
Coding region: 846-2021 (391 amino acids)
Biological process (GO): transport
Cellular component (GO): plasma membrane; cytoplasm
Source: RefSeq, a predicted model, not a curated record
AAAAAGACAUGAAGGAUUCAGGCCCACUCUGUACAGUAUCUUCUAUUUGUUAUUGAUGUCCUGCUAUUGUGGAAGUAAUUUGUUUAUUUCUGUAACUUUCAUGCAGAUAAAACAUAUCGAGCAGCUAAUGAAAUGCAAUUUAAUGUAUGAAAAGUCAAUUUUACCUUUAGCCUUAUACUGUGUUACUCUGCUGAAGUGUAAAUAAAUUGCAUUAUUCAUUCACUUACAUCAUUAUUAACUGUGUUUAAGCAUAAAACAUUUCUACAACAUUGUCAAUAAAAAUGUGAUUUUUUUUUUCAUGUUGUUAUUACAGGUUAUGGCCUCAGUGUGGACCAAAGUUGAGAGCAGUUAAACCAAAGAGUGAUUUAUCUAUCUGUCAUUGUUUUAUUUUAAGGGUUUUGGAGGCUUAAAUGGGUGAAAGUGCCCAGUAUUUUACAGGAACAAACACAAAAUAUGAAACAUUUACAUUUGUGUGAAUUUGGAGUAGUGUAGGUUGGGAACCACUACUCUAAACUAAGUGUUGCAGAAUUUUGUUCUGAAAUGAAUUAUUCAGAUUGUAUUUUUAGCUGUGGUUUUCAGUUUGGGAUUUUGGAUUAUAUUGCGUGUGCACUGGAUGCUCAAUUUAAUUCACACUAUGGUUAAACAGCAGCUUUCACAUCCGCCUGACCCCUCCCUUUUUCAGUACGUUAUAACGCACAGCCCUCCGAUUGGCUGUUUUCUUCGUGGCCUGGCAACCAGAAGAGGCUUUACCAAACAGAUAGAUACCCCAUCGGCAAGCAUUCGAGCUAGCUACAAUCGUUAGCUACCGCUGUUAUCUGUAGACAUUCGGCCGUCCAAAUACCAUCAUGUCUUCAAGGACUCUGCCGCUGCUCUUCAUCAACCUCGGUGGGGAGAUGCUGUACAUCUUGGACCAGCGGCUUCGAGCUCAGAAUAUCCCUGCUGACAAAGCUAAGAAAGUUUCCUCAAUAGCUGGCUGGAUAGAGGAGGACAGAAAGAGAGUUAUGAAUGACAUCAUCACCACCAUGUUCAACAAAAAGUUCCUGGAGGAGCUUUUCAAGCCACAGGAGCUUUACUCCAAGAAGGCCCUGCGGACUGUGUUCGAUAGGCUGGCCCAUGCCUCCAUAAUGAGACUCAAUCAAGCUAGCAUGGACAAGCUCUAUGACUUGAUGACCAUGGCAUUCAAGUACCAGGUACUCCUGUGUCCCCGGCCAAAGGACAUCCUCCUAGUGUCCUUCAACCACAUGGAUGCAAUCAAGGACUUUGUGAAAGACACUCCCAGCAUUCUCAGUCAGGUUGAUGAGACAUACCGACAGCUCAUAGAGAUGUAUACACCCUUGUCUAGUGGUGACUUCCAGCUGAUUAGACAAACUCUUCUAAUCUUCUUCCAAGACAUGCAUAUAAGGGUGUCUAUUUUCCUGAAGGACAAAGUACAGAACUCUAAUGGCCGCUUUGUACUUCCCACCAGUGGUCCUGUGCCUCAUGGAACACAAGUUCCUGGGCUGAUAAGGAUGUUUAGCUGCACUGGUGAAGAGGUGAACAGGCUGCAGUUCAACAAUGGAGGAAGCUACACCUCUGCCACCCGGGAAGGAUCUUUUGAGAUAUUUGGAGACAGGGUCACCAAACUAGGCACAAACAUGUACAGUGUUAGCCGUCCUGUGGAAACCCACAUGUCAGGAACGUCAAAAAAUUCUGCUCAGCACACGAAGGUCAAUGCUGCUCCCAACCCUCUGGCCAAAGAGGAGCUGAAUCUGUUGGCCAAGUUAAUGGGAGGGUUAGAAGUUCAGAAACCAGGAAACGCAGACAGCGGUUUCCGAGUCAACCUCUUUGCCACCGAUGAGGAAGAAGAAGAAGCAUUAAUAUCAAGACCAGAUGAGCUUUCAUAUGGAGUAAUAAACAUCCAAGCAACAAAGGGCAAUGCUGAGCUGGCCAAGAUCAUGGGAGAGUUCACAGAGUCUGGAGACCAAUCUCCCAGUGCUAGCAGCAAAGGAGACGACCUUCUGGCCAUGAUGGAUGGUCUGUGACAUGUCACCCAGACAGAAAUGCCCAGGGGGUGGGGCACAAUGCAUUGUCAGCAGUCCGCUCUACUGUAGACCAGUCUGUUGUCUGUACCUGCACAAACACUGCAGCAACCUCACAUGCAGCCGGAGAACCUUCUUCCUUUGGGUGCUUUUCAAAUGCAGAUGUGAGCAGGUGUUUCCAUUGGUUGUCAAAUGACCAACUGCAAAUUUGCAUAGUUAACAAAAAAGAAUGUGUCAUGAACCAAGCUUUGAGUUGUAAUACACUGUAAUAGUAUGUUUGCUGUAAACUGAGAAGAGUUUCAGUGCAUCAAAAUACACAGUAGACCUAUAUCAGUGUGUUGAAUAUACAGUAUGUGUGUGGUGAUAGCAAAACAUCUGUUUGUUUAAUGUCAAGAUGUUGCAUUUUUAAAAUCUAAUUCAGACUGCGCAGCUGUACGCAAAAUACACAUUUGAUUUCACACAAGGUCAUUCUCUUGAAUGUCAGUAAUACAUCACAGUUUUAGAGGAUUUUCAGGUUUGUUGUCCAUAAUUUUUUUUUGUUUAUUACACAAUGCUAAGAGGGAGUUUGUUAACUUCUUCUAUAUUCUAAUUAACAAGUGAGUAAAUGAUACUGUGGGGAAAUCAGAGGAAACCCAAGUGCUCUUUAUGUCAUGAUUCAAAUUCUCUCAGAGCUUUAUUUUGGUAAGAAAUGUGUUUAUCUGAUAUCUGUACUACCUUAGAACAGUAUGAGGAGCAACAGUAUGAGCAAGACAUUUUCCACGACCAUGUGAUGUCCCUGAAUGUUGAGAUAUGUCCCAGAAAUGUGCUCAUUGUUGAGUGCAUAAUUAUAAUAGAGAUGGAUGCAAUAUAAGAGAUUGUCUAAUAUGUAAAUAUGUUUAUUGCAUACUGAAUUUAUUUCAUUGUAUCAUUUUUGUGUAUAGGGAAGUGCACAUUGCUGAAAUUGUUGAACGUGCAAUGUAGGAUUUUUAAUAAAUAG